This is a messenger RNA of Mercurialis annua (annual mercury), 1886 nucleotides long. Its product is annotated as nuclear envelope-associated protein 2-like. Bases 387 to 1433 code for a protein of 348 amino acids. NCBI's taxonomy places the organism in Eukaryota, Viridiplantae, Streptophyta, Magnoliopsida, Malpighiales, Euphorbiaceae. The transcript has 6 exons. The record is from RefSeq and is a predicted model, not a curated record.
AGCCUCAGGUUCAGACAUACUCCGAACCUGAAUAUGUAAGAAUCUCAUCUGUCUUACACUCUCUGUCUUAUUUGUAAAAAUUUAAAACAUGUUGCUCAAAAUCAGCAAAAUGUCACUCAACUUCCUCACUCUAUUUUAAUUUCCAUUUCCAUAUCGCCUUAAUCUUAUCGAAUCCCGCCACAAUCACCGCCCUACACGGUGGCCUGAGCUCCUCCAUUGCACUGAUAUAAGAACCCGAGAUUAAAGACCAUAGCUUUCACUUAAAGCGCUGGAUAGACCAAAAGGGUUUUCAUUUUGGAGUCUUGAUUCACUGUACACAAUCCAUUACAGAUCUUGAAGGAAGCUAGUCUUGUUCUUACAGUUUGAUUGAAAUUAAGGAAGCUGUGAUGUCUGUUUUGGAAAGACCAUCAUCUAGUUCAUUUUCAGAGGCUGUUGGGGGUAGAGAGAUUGAUCCUUUAUUGAAGGAUUUAAAUGAGAAGAAGCAAAGUUUUAGAAGGAACGUUGUUUCGUUGGCGGCGGAGUUGAAGGAAGUUCGUAGCCGGUUUGCAUCUCAAGAGCAAUCAUUUCUUAAAGAGACAUUAACAAGAAAGAAAGCUGAGACCAAGGCAAAAACCAUGGAAGAAGAGAUUUCUAUAUUGCAGAAGAGAUUAGAGGAGAGGAAUGGCCAGGUUCAAGCUUCAGCCUCUACUGCUGAGAAGUACCUAAACAAGCUGGAUAGUCUCAGAUCACAGCUUUCAGCCACUCAAGCUACUGCAGAUGCAAGUGCUGCAUCAGCUCAAUCUGCUCAGCUUCAGUGUUUAGCAUUAUUAAAGGAAUUAGAUAUGAAGAAUAGUUCAUUAAAAGAGCAUGAGGAUCGCGUGACUAGGCUAGGAGAGCAAUUAGACAAUUUACAGAAUGAUCUUCAGGCACGGGAAUCCUCCCAAAAGCAACUGAAAGAUGAAGUUCUUAGAAUUGAGCAAGACAUUAUGCAAGCUAUUUCCAAGGCUGGAGCUGGCAAAGAUUGUGAACUUAGGAAAUUAUUAGAUGAGGUUUCUCCAAAAAACUUUGAGAAGAUCAAUAGACUUCUGGUUGUCAAAGAUCAAGAAAUAGCCAGUUUGAAAGAUGAAAUAAGAAUUAUGUCUGCCCACUGGAAGCUCAAAACCAAGGAUUUGGAAACGCAGUUAGAAAAGCAACGACGUGCUGAUCAAGAGCUGAAAAAGAGGGUGUUGAAGUUGGAAUUCUGUCUUCAGGAAGCUCGUUCUCAGACGAGAAAGCUCCAAAGGAUGGGAGAGAGGAGAGACAAAGCACUAAAAGAACUCAGGGAACAGUUAGCAGCAAAACAACAGGCUGAAGCUGUGAGUAAUAAUGAAAAACAAAAUUUCUGGGAAUCUUCUGGCUUUAAGAUUGUGGUUUCCAUGUCAAUGUUGAUCUUGGUCGUAUUUUCAAAGCGAUAAGAUUAUAAUGUUAUACAGUUAGUGUAUAAAGUAAGAGUUUAGGAAACUUGUAAAGGCCAAUUCAAUUUUAAAACUGCUCAUGAGUAGAGAGAUUCUCUGCAAUGUGUUAUCCACAGCCAAAGAGGUGCUCUUUUGUGCUCUUGUUAAUAGCUUAAAACUGUAAGGUUGGUAAUUUGACAAUUUGGCAACCAUAUGUGAAGCAGCUGACUACAGUAAAAACUGAGUUUAGAAUAGAAACUAUACGCUCCUCAAUGUCGGGGAUCUCAUUAGAUUAUGGCACUGUAGUGAAACUAAUGAGUUUAUUGUAGUAAUGUCUAUAGUUUUAGUAUUAUUCUCAGUGUAAUUUAUGGAUCUAGUCAACGCUUUUCAAGCGCUUAGCUUAGCUUCGGCUAGCGGUGACAAAAUGAUUAAUUAUUCUGGGCGUUAAUGAGAUGUUGCUGUAGUUUUCAAUCA